UGGACACAUUCAAGGAUCACAGUCCUCUAUAACUGUAACUACCUCCCUCUUUGCAUGUUCUAACACCUCGAUGGAUCUAGACGCCAGCUUGAGCUCUGUGGCACAUUACGUUCUCACCGCAUCAUCGUUCUCGACUAGCCUCAUCAGACAAAUGGCCACUAAAUGUAGGACAUGUGAUAUUAAAUUCUCUAGCCAUUCACGGUUACAGGAGGUCAGUCAUAACCGAGGGCACCUGAGGCUUAAUAUAAGGGAGCACUUCUACUAUUGUCAAACAUGUGUGCGUACUUUCAACGCAUUAAAGGACCUUGAAAAGCACUUCCAAACCUCCAUUAAACACGACUCGAGUGACCCAAAUGAGAAUAUGACGAAUUCAAAUACCUAUUGUCGUCAUUGUAGAAGGCAGUUUGCUACUUCUAAGCAGCUCAAAUCCCAUCGUGCCAAGGCGCAUCUCGCCAACGCGCAUAACAUAGCACAUACAGUGCGUAGUACAUCCCCAAAAUGUGAGAUCUGUGAUAAAAAGUUCCGUUGCCCUGGGGACCUGGCAAAGCAUCUAAGCUCACCAGUUCAUAACAAACGUAACAUACCCUGCCCUCAUUGCUCAGAAGAAUUCAAAACUACAUCUGGAGUGGCACAUCAUUUAGAGUACAGAUGUCUCAAGAAGAUCACUGAAGGAGUCAUCAGGUGGGACGUGAACCAUCUGAUCACGGACGUAGAAUAUACCGAUCGAAUUCGCGAGGUAGACUCGGAUGACGACUCUGGUGAUGAUGUUUUCGUACCAAGGCAUCAGCCAAAGCUUUUCAAGGUGCUUGAGGUCAUUGCCACUGAGGAAGCGUGGAGCCCACGCGAGCAAGCUUAUAUCUGCCCGAUCG
This is a messenger RNA of Acaulospora colombiana, 869 nucleotides long. The record is from the annotation of a GenBank genome assembly. Lineage: Eukaryota; Fungi; Glomeromycota; Glomeromycetes; Diversisporales; Acaulosporaceae.